AUGUAUAACUUUGGAUCUCUAAGAGUUGGAAACAAAAAGUUUGCUGAAGUUUAUAAUGAGCUUAAAAAGGUUAAAGAAGUUUCCAAUGAGUGGUCGCUAGUGAACAAGAAGAAGCCCAUUUGGAUGAGGAAGCCUGAAGAGAUCACAAAGGAAGAGUAUGCUACUUUCUACAAGAGUUUGACUAAUGACUGGGAGGAGCAUUUAUCUAUGAAGCACUUCUCUGUUGAGGGCCAGUUGGAGUUCAAGGCUAUCUUUUUUGUUCCAAAAAGCACUCCUUUUUACCUCUUUGAUACAAGGAAGAGGCCCAACAAUAUCAAGCUCUAUGUUUUUCGUGUGUUUAUUAUGGACAACUGUGAGGAGUUGAUGCCUGAAUAUUUGAGCUUUGUGAAGCGAAUUAUGGAUUCUGAGGACCUUCCUCUUAGUAUCUUUAGAGAGAUGUUGCAGAAGAACAAGAUCCUGAAGGUUAUUCACAAGAACUUGGUGAAGAAGUGUGUUGAGCUGUUCUUUGAAAUUGGUAAGAACAAAAAGGAUUAUAAUAAGUUUUAUGAGGCCUUCUUUAAGAACCUCAAGCUUGGAAUUCAUGAGGAUUCUCAGAACAGGUCUAAGUUUGCUAAACUGCUGCGGUACCACUCCACCAAGAGUGGUGAUGAGAUGACCAUCUUGAAGGACUAUGUAACCAGAAUGAAGGAGGCCCAACAUGAUAUUUACUACAUUACUGGUGAGAGCAAGAAGGCUGUUGAGAACUCCCCCUUCCUUGAGAAACUGAAAAAGAAGGGGUAUGAAGUGAUUUACAUGGUUGAUGCCAUUGAUGAGUAUUCAAUUGGUCAUUUGAAGGAAUUUGAGGGCAAAAAUCUUGUUACUGCUACCAUUUAA
Molecule: messenger RNA, 873 nt
Organism: Capsicum annuum
Lineage: Eukaryota; Viridiplantae; Streptophyta; Magnoliopsida; Solanales; Solanaceae
Product: heat shock cognate protein 80-like
Exons: 2
Coding region: 1-873 (290 amino acids)
Biological process (GO): protein stabilization; cellular response to heat; protein folding
Cellular component (GO): perinuclear region of cytoplasm; protein-containing complex; plasma membrane
Molecular function (GO): ATP hydrolysis activity; ATP binding; ATP-dependent protein folding chaperone
Source: RefSeq, a predicted model, not a curated record